CGCCGCCGGUCGACAUGAGCGGCGCGCUCAGCGACGGCGGCAGCGGCGGCGCGCCCGGCUCCGACAGCGACCGCAAGCGCAAGAAGGCGCGCACCACCUUCACCGGCCGGCAGAUCUUCGAGCUGGAGCGCCAGUUCGAGCAGAAGAAGUACCUCUCCUCCUCCGAGCGCGCCGAGAUGGCCAAGCUGCUCAACGUCACCGAGACACAGGUAAGCCACGCGCCGGCCCUACGCCCUGUAAGUACACACGGCGCAUUCCAGCCCGGGGAGCCGGCAGGACAGGCGACGGCGACACCGCAGGUCAGCCGCUCUGUGCUUCGCUCUGGAAUUCACGACACGCUGCUGCUCGUGCCCUGCCACGGCGUAGAAUCUCCAUCCCCGGUACCCCUUACGUAAUUACGGUAGUUAAGCACUCGUGGUUACUCGCUGGAAACGAUCUUCCUGACGGAAGUUCACAUGAGCACCAUCAGCAUCCUCCGAAUGGCAGAAAAAGUCAAAAAUUACGUAAACGUGCAUAAUCAAACCUUUUAGAUUUCA
Molecule: messenger RNA, 536 nt
Organism: Schistocerca cancellata (South American locust)
Lineage: Eukaryota; Metazoa; Arthropoda; Insecta; Orthoptera; Acrididae
Product: homeobox protein Nkx-2.8-like
Exons: 2
Coding region: 15-395 (126 amino acids)
Biological process (GO): cell differentiation; regulation of transcription by RNA polymerase II
Cellular component (GO): nucleus
Molecular function (GO): RNA polymerase II cis-regulatory region sequence-specific DNA binding; DNA-binding transcription factor activity, RNA polymerase II-specific
Source: RefSeq, a predicted model, not a curated record